UAAUUGCCUAGAUUUAUACAACUACCCGAUUCCUCCCCGAUUCCUCGCUCAUGUCCCGACCCCGACCCAAAUCGUCGCCUCCUUCAACAUCUCCGCCAAAUCGACGGAGCUUCUCACGGUGCUUGGGCUUCGGUCAGGCGACAUCUACACCGGCGAUCUCGUGGAGGACGCUGCGACCGGGUGCAGAGACCUCUGACUCCGUCACCAGCGGAGCUAACGCCGCGCAAGGGUUUACAGAGGCGACGAGGAAAGGAAAGGGCAAGGGCAAGGUGAGGAAGAUUCUUGUGAUACGGAAGGCCCGCGGACAGAGUAGACGAGGAGGCGGGAUGGACGCAUGGUACUGUUCGUUGUCCGAGAGUGCAGUGCCUACUGGAUCUACCUCGAGAGAUUUUCGUUUCUAUGUCAUUCGGUUUGUAUCAGAGCACACUCCUAAGGGACAACAUGCGCAAGCCAUCUUGACAAGAACUCGACUACUUCGGCCUUCAAAUAAAGGUAAAAGAAAGCUUGAGUAAGAGGGGGCAGCAGGAGCAGUGCUUGGUGGGUGUGUGUGUCGGAACCGUGGAGGAAGAUCCUGGAACUUGCUAGUGCAAGGAAUAUGUUAAACCUUGGUGUAGUGUAUUUUCCUAUCUUUUGGCUAUGCAUGAAACACACACUGUUAAGAAUUGCUUAGGAUGAUUUACAGUUUGGUAGUAAUUAGUGUGUCAUAAAUUCUUCCUCAAGAAAAGGGA
This is a messenger RNA of Zingiber officinale, 728 nucleotides long. RefSeq lists its product as uncharacterized. The record is from RefSeq and is a predicted model, not a curated record. NCBI's taxonomy places the organism in Eukaryota, Viridiplantae, Streptophyta, Magnoliopsida, Zingiberales, Zingiberaceae. The transcript has 4 exons. Bases 51 to 512 code for a protein of 153 amino acids.